AUGAUCUCCGUUUCCGGCUCGCCCAUGUGUCUCGCUGUGCUCAGCUGCUGCCUUCUACUGAGCUUCUUGAACAGCGCUGUGGCUUUUGCAGCCCCGAAUCCUGGUUCCAACAUCACCGUCAGCCGAGUCUACCAAACUCGUGGAUCGAGUUCUUCUGUCUCUUCUCUCACCCAUGUGCAAUCAUUGAAGGCUUCGUCGGUCUCCGGAAACAAUGUUGUCACUGUAAACACCCCAGCCCAUCUUGUUGACUCUGCCAAUGCCACACUUAGGCUGGCGAACUACACAGCGGCGACGCCCUCUUUGGAACCCAUAAGCCUUGCAAGCUCACGGGCUAAGGUGAACAAAACCGGUCCUGAAACUGUCACCUACGUCACCAAGGCCAAAGUACAAUUCCCAGCUAACACAACAAGAAGCGCGAUUGUACAGACUUUGGUAUCGCAGUCGCUCAACGCGACGAGCCCUGUUAUUGUACUUUCAACUGCGUAUACUACCAUUUUUCACACGCUGAAGACGGUCGUCAGUAUAGCAACUUCGUCUGAGUAUCAAUCAGCCAAUUCAAGCACUGCCGGUCUAACAAGGUAUUUGUCGAGUCUCUCAUCUAUGCCCCCCGGGUUGGAACUCACGUCCGAGCACAACCCGACUUCAGCCACGAUGGCUUUAUCUUCUGGAUCUGUGAUGACAUAUCCUACGACUGGCCUCCUCAACGGUACAUUGUCUGCUUUCUCCUGGGCGACUCAAGUCUUGACUUCUACCUCUAGCCGACCUAUGACCACGGUCGGGAAAGUCCUGUCGUCUGAAUCUCGGAAAGGAAACGCGACAGUAGUCAGAUCCGUUUGCAUAUCAUGUGCUUCUUCGUCGUUUAUGACUUCGACUGUCAUCUCGGCAUCUGGCGCAGCUUCAACGACAAAAUCUAUCCCGCUUCGGAUCCAUGCCAGCAGCACCCCAAAGAGAACCGAAAGGUCUUCUAUUUCGUCAUCCGGAGCGCUGUCAACCCAAACAGCAACCAGUCAAAACCAGACUAAUGAUGCUACCUCCAUUUCGCCCUCUGGUACAACACUCAGUAGAAGCCGUUCAUCGAGCUCCCACAGGACGAAGACGACGAGUGUCAAAUCGUUGAAUAGAUCCUUGAGAUCGUCCUCAAAGUUUUCCAGAUUCAGUUCAGAACCAGUCACCACUCGAACCCAACCCGUGAAAGUAACUUCAUCUACUACCAACAACCCGACCACCACUCAGACCGUUUCUGCUGGCAAUGACACAAUUUUAGUUCUUCCACUCGCUGCAGUAGUGAGACCUUCCUCUACCCAAAGCACAGGAUCCACGUCCGCAGCGAUACCUACAGCUUUGCCACCCGCCGAUCCUGCCCAGCAUGCCAGGCAUGUCGCCAAACUCGCCGAGAUCCUCGCCCCUUCAAUUGUUGGAGGCACAGGGCUCUCUAUCACAGUUCAAUGGGCGAUCUGGAAUUUUCUUAAGAAAAAAGCCGUGUCGGAAGGUAAAGCUGGGGUCGAAGUCGUCGAGGAGCAAUCCGCCGUAGUACAGACACUUACGAGGGUGAGCAGCGUGUCACGGCUGUCCGAAGAUACCGUGUGGCCGGGAGAUAUAGGAGCAGAUCUUGACCGCGCUGCUGACAUCGAAAACAGCAUUUUGCAGGAAGAGGCUGUGAAUCCCGGGAUUUUGACGAAUGUGCAGGUUGCGCAGAUCGAGGAUGCUGUUACUGCUCCACCUCCCCCACCAGGCCCUCUUCCUGGGGAAGACACAGCCAUUGAAGACCCGCCUUCCACUGGUGAUCCACCUACUGUUGGACCGCCAAAGUUUGGACCUUUUGAAAUAAAGCCUCCAAAAUACGACGACCCAGAAUCGGUCCAGUUUGCUGACACGCUACCGCCAAUGGGGAGACCCGUGAAGGUUCCCGUCAUGGGUGUUGUUCUGGACUACCCUGUCCGCAUUGUUCCCCAGGGAUACAGUUUAUUAUCCUUUGAUGCCAAAAUCUUCUAUGCGAGCAAAUACGGCGAGAACGUCUGGAGUCGCACUCUUGUAUAUGAUAAUGGGAGACCGGCGGCGGUAGGUCCGGACAACAAGCCCCUCAAGCUUCCUCAGGAUCUCAAGUUGGACUCUGCGGGCAAUGUUGUCAGUUACAAGGGCCUUACUGUUAAAGAUUUGGAAACAUUCGGUUUCCCGAAGGACGGUACAUGGCGGGCACAGCAGGCCAAGCUAGACGAGAUCAAGAAGCUCUUGUAUCGAUACGAAAAGAAAAUCAAGGUAGAUAGAGCCGAGCAAGAGCGCAUCAAGCAGGAGCAAGAAGAGUACAAGCAUCAAAAACACAUGGCCAGGAUCAAGAAGAUGGAAGAAGGUUUAGAGAAGGUACGGAAAACGAAGGAAGACCGGAAGGAGGCUGAGAAAGAGGCCAAAGAUGAAGCUGACCAGAAGGCCAAAGAAGAGGCAGACAGAAAGGCCAAGGAGGAAGCUGAUCGUAAGGCCAAAGAAGAGGCAGGCAGAAAGGCCAAGGAGGAAGCAGAGGCAGAUAGGAAAGCCAAAGAGGACUCUGACCGGAAAUCCAAAGAGGAGGCUGACCGGAAAGCCAAAGAGGAAUCCGACCGGAAGGCGAAAGAGGAAUCCGACCGAAGAGCGAAAGAGGAAGCUAAUCGAAAGGCCGAAGAAGAGGAAAAGCGAAAAGCGGAAGAAGAAGCUGACCAGAAGGCCAAGGAGGAAAAGGACAAGGAGACCGAUGACCGUGACGACCCCAACACAGGCAAAUGGAAGCACAAGUCUUACUGCGGGUCCAGCACUCCACCCUCUCAGCAUCUUACAUGCUAA
Letharia lupina is the source of this 2811-nucleotide messenger RNA. RefSeq lists its product as uncharacterized. Lineage: Eukaryota; Fungi; Ascomycota; Lecanoromycetes; Lecanorales; Parmeliaceae. The coding region runs from base 1 to 2811 and encodes 936 amino acids. The transcript is spliced from 2 exons. The record is from RefSeq and is a predicted model, not a curated record. Gene Ontology annotation, biological process: poly(A)+ mRNA export from nucleus. Gene Ontology annotation, cellular component: nucleus.